CAUUGGCAAGAAGAAAAAUCAUGGCGGCUGCACCGUCUAGUUUGGGGACACAUUUCAAGGAAGAACUGUCCUGCAGCAUCUGCCUGGAGCUGUUCACCAGGCCAAAGGUGCUGCCAUGUGGACACAUCUUCUGUCAGGACUGUCUGCACGACCUGGCAAGUAGACAACUGCCUCUCUUGUGCCCAAUCUGUCGUCGGCAGGUCAGGCCACCACCCCAGGGGUUCGCAGGUUUGCCCGACAGUCACAUCAUAGCCAGCAUGUGUGAGAGACUUCAACAGCAGGCUACACUGUUUGAGGAAACAAGGGAACAACAACCCCAGUCUGCAAACAGGUGCAGUUCUCACCCUUCUGAGGUACUCAAACAGUUCUGUAAACAAUGUCAGAUUCCAAUUUGCGAACAGUGUUUUGAAGAGGCCCAUGAUGAUCAUCUCACAACAACCAUCAAAAAAGCUGCACAGGAAAGGAGUUCCACAGUCCAGGCCUUGAUCAAUGAGGGGAGGAACAUCUUAGAAAGUCACUUAAGCUUCAUCAGAAGUCUGAGGGAAAAAGAGAAAACCCUGAAUGAAAGGAAACAGCAGAGAGACAACAGCAUCAUUCAGGCCUACAACCAAAUGGUGCAGAAACUCACCCAGAGAAAAGACCACCUCUUGUCUGAAUCUGAAGAAAACCACACAAAAAACUUGGACAGAAUACAUACUGAAAGGGACCAAGUGUUGGCAGAUAUCAAUGAACUGUCUGCUGCCUGUGAUCGAGCAGAACAAGAACUGCAGCAGGGAUGGGUUGAGUUUCUCAGUCAGCAAACUGCUCUGACAGAGGUGGUAGGAAAGUACAGAGGAAAAGCAGCACCAACUCCUGUACAAACCCAGCCUGCUGUCUUUCAGCCCACAGACACCCCCGUGCCAGUAUUGGGACAUGUGACGGUCCAGUCUCUCCCAUCUGCACCAAUCCCAGAAGCACCUGCAGCAAGGGGCACAGGUCAUCACCAUGGUAAACAAAGGCAAGGGGAGUGUCAGCCUCAGAUGGUGACAUUUGGUGGACAUGGAUCAGGAACAGGGCAGUUUGGCCGUCCAUGGGGCGUUACAGUAUCAGAGAAAGGGGAGAUCUUUGUUGCAGACUGGGGGAACCAGAGAAUCCAAGUCUUCGCCCUGCAGGGAACAUUUGUCCGACAGUUCACAACAGUCGUGUCAGGUGAUCAGGACAUGAGACCAAAUGAUGUGGCCAUGGACGGGGAGGGGAACCUGUGGGUGGUGGGGUGGAUACGGUCUGCUGAUCAUGACUUUGCUGUGCAGUACAACAAACAGGGCAGCGUGCUGAGGAAGUUUGACCUACAGAAGACAGGGUGGGGGAGAGGAGUUACCGUGGACACCAGGAGGUACCACAUCCUCAUCACACAAACCACAGGAGACUUGGGCAACUGGCAAGGUGAAGUUUUGGUGUUCAGACCAGAUGGGACACUUGUGAGAACUGUGGGUCAGCAGCAGGGGAUGAAGUACCCACGGUACAUCACUGUGGAUGGGGAAGGGAACAUUCUUGUGUCAGACUGGGACAAUCACUGUGUCUAUGUGUACAACGAGGAUGGACAGUUUCUGUUCCAGUUUGGAGGUGAGGGAAGUGGUGAAAGUCAGCUGAACAAUCCCUAUGGCAUCUGUACAGACAGGGCAGGGAACAUCAUUGUGGCAGACGGGGGAAACAGUCGUGUGGAGAUGUUUGACAAGACAGGAAAAUUCCUCAAACGCAUCACUACAGACAUGGAGAGGCCAUGUGCUGUUGCCAUGGCAAUACAGGGACAGCUGGUAGUAACUGAUAAUUCAGAUGACACUCCUGCAGUCUUUCAGCCCACAGACACCCCCGUGCCAGUAUUGGGACAUGUGACGGUCCAGUCUCUCCCAUCUGCACCAAUCCCAGAAGCACCUGCAGCAAGGGGCACAGGUCAUCACCAUGGUAACCACAGGCAAGGGGAGCAUCAGCCCCAGAAGGUGACAUUUGGUGAAAAGGGGUCCGGAACAGGACAGUUCAAUGAUCCAUGGGGCAUUACAGUGUCAGAUGAAGGGGAGGUCUUUGUAGCAGGUAGGGGGAACCAGAGAAUCCAAGUCUUCACCUUACAGGGAACGUUUAUCCGACAGUUCCCAACAGUCGUGUCAGGUGAACAGGAGAUGAGACCAAAUGAUGUGGCCAUGGACGGAGAGGGGAACCUGUGGGUGGUGGGGGACACAGACUCCGCUAACUUUGCUGUGCAGUACGACAAACAGGGCAGGGUGCUGAGGGAGUUUGACCUACAGAAAACAAGGUGGGCGAGAGGAGUUGCCGUGGACACCAGGAGGAACCACAUCCUCAUCACACAAACCACAGGAGGCAUGGGCAACCUGCAUGGUGAAGUUUUGGUGUUCAGGCCAGAUGGGACACUUGUGAGAACUGUGGGUCAGCUGCAGGGGAUGAAGUUCUCAAUGUACAUCACUGUGGAUGGGGAAGGGAACAUUCUUUUGUCAGACAUUAGUAAUCACUGUGUCUAUGUGUACAACCAGGAUGGACAGUUUCUGUUCCAGUUUGGAGGUGAGGGAAGUGGUGAAGGUCAGCUGAAGAAUCCCCGUGGCAUCUGUACAGACAGGGCGGGGAACAUCAUCGUGGCAAACACGGGAAACAGCCGCGUGGACAUGUUUGACAAGACAGGAAAAUUCCUCAAACACAUCACUACAGGUAUGAGGGGGCCAUACGCUGUUGCCAUGGCAACACAGGGACAGCUGGUAGUAACUGAUAGUGCAAAGAACACUGUCACCUUAUUCCAAAACUUCUGA
Branchiostoma belcheri (Belcher's lancelet) is the source of this 2792-nucleotide messenger RNA. Its product is annotated as tripartite motif-containing protein 3-like. The coding region runs from base 21 to 2792 and encodes 923 amino acids. The record is from RefSeq and is a predicted model, not a curated record. Gene Ontology annotation, cellular component: extracellular region. The transcript is spliced from 2 exons. Gene Ontology annotation, molecular function: zinc ion binding; protein binding. Lineage: Eukaryota; Metazoa; Chordata; Leptocardii; Amphioxiformes; Branchiostomatidae.